UCCACUUCUCCAUGAGUGUUUUCCCUGCAGUUCAUUUCUCAUCCUCCCUGCUGACGUCUGACUUCCGCAUUCCUCGCUCUUCCCGAUCAGGGAUCAGCGCUCGCGACUCGAGCUGAUGCAACGAUUCCCGCUCUUCAAGAUCUACUCGCGACCUCCAGCUGACGUCACAAAGGGACUCCACUCGCUCACCCCGAGACCGAAGUCAGCUGUGGUCAGGGGUGUUGGUGACGUGAUGCCCGGACAGAUCCCGGACCCCUCGGUGACGGCGGGCGCACUGCCCAGUCUGGGCCCUCUGGUGGGCAUCUCUGCCACCACACUCACCCAACACCUGAAGUACGCCGACCUCUACAACCUCGGGGCCAUGCUGUCGCCUCUACAUCUACUGGGAAAACUGGGCAAGCGGCCGCUCCCCAUUAAAGCUGAGAAAGAUGAAGAGGAAGACCGGAGGAAAAGAAGGCGAGAGAAAAACAAAGUGGCAGCAGCAAGAUGUCGAAACAAAAAGAAAGAGAGAACGGAGUAUCUCCAAAGGGAAUCUGAACGUCUAGAGAUGAUGAACUCGGAGCUGAAGUCACAGAUCGAGGAGCUGAAGCACGAACGACAGCAGCUCAUACUGAUGCUCAAUCGCCAUCGGCCCACAUGCAUCGUGAGGACAGACAGCAUCAAGAGCCCUGAGAAAGAGGCCGAAUGAGAAGGAUCACACAUUCCCAUGUUACUGUUUACAGGUUAGCUCUUCUGCUAACUGAAGCACUUGGCUCAAAGCACUUGGACAUUUUAAGGAAGAGAAAAUGGCGUUCGUUCUCUGACCUUCGAAGUUGGAGGGGUGCGAAUAAACAAAGCAACAAGAGAAACACACUGAUGGCCUCAGUAUCGGGCUGUGUGUUAGUUACAAAACUUUUAUGGGAUUGUUUUUCUCCUGUAAAACUUUUUUUUUUUUGUCAUAAAGUGCCUUGUUUGUUUUAGUCCAUUUAGGAAAGAAUUGCCUAAGGUUUGUUAUGAAUUCAUGAAAACACUCAUCGCACGCAUGUUGUGGCCUCGCCAUGUAAACUGGACGAUUCUUCAUGGACUAUCUCACCAUUUGCUGCCUUCAGUUGGGUUUUUUGUUUUUCUGACGCAGGCGUCAUGUAUGCACAUAUGUAUGAACUGUUUACAUCUUGCCAAUUUAUUAUAGUUAUCUACUAUAUAUAUAUAUAUGAUUUUUAUACUUCCUGUACAUGGACUUAUCACUAGACGUGAUACAUUUUAUGCAACAAACAAUUUCAUAACCUCUAUUUCUGUGACUUAUUCAAUUUGUUGUACAGCUGUGAAAACUGCAAGCAAUUAUUAAACAAGUGUUUUCCAAAUGUUA
This is a messenger RNA of Rhinichthys klamathensis goyatoka, 1345 nucleotides long. It is a transcript of the gene jdp2a, whose product is annotated as Jun dimerization protein 2a. Lineage: Eukaryota; Metazoa; Chordata; Actinopteri; Cypriniformes; Leuciscidae. The record is from RefSeq and is a predicted model, not a curated record. Gene Ontology annotation, molecular function: RNA polymerase II cis-regulatory region sequence-specific DNA binding; DNA-binding transcription factor activity, RNA polymerase II-specific. Gene Ontology annotation, biological process: regulation of transcription by RNA polymerase II. Gene Ontology annotation, cellular component: nucleus. The transcript is spliced from 4 exons. Bases 116 to 688 code for a protein of 190 amino acids.